This is a messenger RNA of Fonsecaea multimorphosa CBS 102226, 1398 nucleotides long. RefSeq lists its product as uncharacterized. NCBI's taxonomy places the organism in Eukaryota, Fungi, Ascomycota, Eurotiomycetes, Chaetothyriales, Herpotrichiellaceae. The record is from RefSeq and is a predicted model, not a curated record. The transcript is spliced from 2 exons. Bases 1 to 1398 code for a protein of 465 amino acids. Gene Ontology annotation, molecular function: tRNA-guanosine(34) queuine transglycosylase activity.
AUGGAGCCUGUAACUUGCGCUUCACUGGCUCAGCCACCGGACGAAAUGCUCAAGUUCGUCCUUCAGCAGGCGUAUACACCGGAGUGCGCUGCCAGACUAGGCCACUUGACUCUUCGUGGACGAAAUCCGAUCUCAACACCGCACUAUGUUGUCCCAACUUCUCGAGGCGUGGUCCCUCACGUAUCGCAGGAUAAUCUGCAGAAGCACACAAAUAUUUCCGCCGUCUAUGUGCCCUUGGAAGACUUCAUUGAGAAGUCGCACGCAAAUGCACCGCUAUACGAUACGCCGGUACAGCUUGGGGAGUCUCCAUUACGGCGGUAUAUUGGUCUGCCCGACAGGUGUCUGUCCAUAUUCGGCCUGCGCAGAGUCCCAAACAUUCCUUGUCCGGCGCACAACACAAAUUCGUCCGUAGCGAUUUCAACGUCAGUGGGAUUCAGGUUCCUCGAAGUCGAGCAGUAUCACGAGGCGAUUAGAAGGUUAAAAGCCGACAUUUCGACCAGCGUACCUGAUUUGAUCGGCACAAAGGACGCGAGCGCCAAGAGGAUAGAAAAGAGUGUGGACAGGACACAUGCAUGGUUGCGAGAUUUCGUGGAGAGUAAAGAGGAAGACGAAGGGUUUCCCUUCUUUGCGGCAAUACCGCCUCACGAAUCACAACUUCUGUCCUUGUAUCUGUCCGAUCUGAAGGACGAAUACAAUUCUCACAUAUCGGGCCUGUGCGUCUAUUCGCCCUCGACGGUGGUUGGGUUGCCAGAAGCGCUCCGAACUAUACCGACGAUAUGCCUCACUGACCCGUCGUCACCACAGGCAGUACUCGCAGCAAUUCACGUGGGAGUCGAUCUCUUGACGGUGCCUUUCGUCACACAGUCCUCGGAGCACGGAAUUGCCUUGACAUUCACCUUUCCAGGCUCUUCAGACACUCCCAAUCAACCUCUCGGAAUCGAUCUCUGGUCCGCCGCCCACGCGACUGACCUCUCGCCCUUGACUCUCAAUUGCACCUGUUACACGUGCACACGCCAUCAUCGGGCGUACGUGCACCAUCUCCUCCAAGCGAACGAGAUGCUCGCCUGGACGCUCCUGCAAAUCCACAAUUUUGCCGUCAUUGAUGCCUUCUUCUCUGCCGUGCGCCAAAGCAUCAAGGACCUGUCAUUCGAAGACGACACGAGGACAUUCAGUCGUGCGUAUGAAUCCGACUUGCCGGAACGGACUGGCCAGGGACCGAGGAUGAGAGGGUACCAGAUGAAGAGCGUCGGGGGAGGUGAAGCGAAAAAGAAUCCCAAGGCGUAUGGGAAGUUGGAUGACCAGAUGCAGAAACUUGCAGAGGCAGAGAGCGGUGUCGCUACGCCAGACGGGGAUGCAGAUGAUAUUGAAGCACAUGGGUUGGCGAAGAAGAUGGAAUGA